AUGGCCCUGAACACGGCGGCCACCAUUGGUACUUCGGUCUACUCGAUCGUCCAGGGUGAACGAGCCGAAAAACGCGAGCAGCGGAGAGAAGAACGGGAGAUCGAAUUGAUGCAAGAAGAGAGAAGAAUGUCGCAUCAAGAAAAUCUACGUUUAAGAGAGGAGAAUCGCGGCUUUGGCGAAUUCAUCUACGCGGCAAAUGGCAAAUUGGAUGAUAUACAAUAUAUUUCCAAAGAGACUCUGCAGCAAGUGCUUGCGAACAACGAGGAUCUCCGAAAUUUGGAUCAAAAGCUCAAUCACAAAUUCGACGAGGCUCUUCGGGGACUCGAUCGAAACAGCUUCCUUAUCUCCCAAUAUUCUCAAGGGCUUUCGAGCAAACUCGAUAAUGUCAGCACCGGAAUUAUGGAAAAGUUCUUGGAGCAGAGGAAAGCCACCGAUCGCAACACCGGUCUCAUCGAGGAUUUUCGGGACGAGACUCUCGACGAUCUCUUCUACAUCGCUAGAAAGCUGCAACUCAAUGAAGAGCAAACGGCGGCGGCGAGAAAACACCUGAUCGAGGGCAUGAAUGCGGGAUUUGUGGCCGUGCAAGAGCGAAUGAUCGAACAUCACACAAAACAUUCGAAACACUUGAGUCAAUUGGGCAAUUCGUUAACAUUCAACUCGCUCGUCUUGCAAGCCGGACAUGAGAUCACACAGAAACAGCUGCAGGACGGAUUUGACGAGAUGAGAGAGGAGGCCGUCGAGCACGCCUUGUCGCUUGACGUGAUGAAGGAGGCGUUCGAGAACAAAUUCGACGACACAAUGAAAGCAAUUCUCGCCAAUGCGAAUCGAGCCGAAGCCCUGAAAGUCCAAGUGAGCCGACUGGAGACGAAAAUUCUCGACGGUUUUCGUGACCUAAAAGAUUCAUUCACGGCGGAAAUCGCCGACUUUCGAGCAAUCUUCGAGCAAUCGGAACUCAGAGCAAUCUUCAACCCGAUCAAUUCGACAUUCCAAAUGAUGAAUCGCUACAUUCAACACCGAGACGCAACAAGCGAGAAAGAGUUCAAAGAGGCCUAUUUGGGCUCGCAAAUACGAAACAAGUACUCGGAGAUCGAAAAGGAAUUCAAGUAUUUUCUCCAAAAACAUAUCAGAACAGCAGCUGUAAGGGGCGAUUUUCAAUUCGAGAAUUACGAGCAGCUGCGCGACCGCCUACUACAUCAUUUCGAGAUGGCCCACUUGGCUCGUAUCUUCUAUCACGGAUUGGAUAUGGUGCACAACGAUAAAAGCUAUCCAGCAUUUCUCAAAUGGGAACUCGAGACAAAGAAAGAACAUCACAAACACCUGGAGAUAUUGAGGCAUCAGGAUUUUGAGAUGCGCGAAGAGGUGGCCCGUCAUGCUUUCGAAGUGACUCCCGUUAACUACUUGAAAGAGACGACGGCAGAUCAUGACGGCAAGUUGACGGAUGAGGAAAUUGUCACCCUUCUUGCCGACAUUCAAGACGAUCUGCACAAUGAGAAAUGGGCCGAUACGAAUCGAUCUCUCAGUCAAUAUGUGGUCUUUUCGACGAGAGACUGUAAGUACUCGAUGAACCGAUAUCAUCAUCACAAAUCACAUUUCGCUUAUUACACGAACGCGCAAAACAUGACCUUUUUCCUCUAUCGACAAAGACAUGAUCUCUUGACUGAGAAGUCAUUUGAUGGCGAUUACGAAAUGGGAAACGUUUUGGCCUCGAAAACCGUCAAAAAUGUGCUUUUGGAUCGGAUCCAUCGAGUGGCCCUCGUUGAGAAUGGGGCGAUUUCGAGAGAUAUCGGUCAAACGAUCCACAUGGCUGCCGACGAGAUUUGUGCCAAGAAUUGUCGGGCGCUGCUCACCUCGCCGAGCAAUUGCAUGGUCAUCACUCCGGGUGCCGUCCGCUUUGCUGCCAUUUUCAGUCCGUUUGGCCUCGUGGAGAUCUUUGUCGGGCUA
Molecule: messenger RNA, 1941 nt
Organism: Mesorhabditis belari
Lineage: Eukaryota; Metazoa; Nematoda; Chromadorea; Rhabditida; Rhabditidae
Source: the annotation of a GenBank genome assembly